Messenger RNA from Durusdinium trenchii, 3335 nucleotides. The record is from the annotation of a GenBank genome assembly. Lineage: Eukaryota; Dinophyceae; Suessiales; Symbiodiniaceae.
UUUGGCUGAAAUUCUACAGCAUUCCACGGUUUUCUUUGCCACUGAAGACAGUCCCACGGACGCAUACCUGCUUAUCGAAUGUUCAAACUGAACCUCUUUUUGCUGGCGUUUCUCAGCACAUCGCAUGCGGAGGUGAACUGCACCGAGUCCGCCAGCAGUUGCUCCCGAAAUUCGGCCCCCCUGCUAUUGCAGGUUGGUGGCAGGCAAGAGGUUCUUCGUGCUGGCGCUGGCACGAGUAUUUUCGCUUCAUGGGUAGCAGGAGCGUUUGAGGACUGCUGGAGAGUCUGGAAUCGCCGUCCCGGGCCGGAACGGAAGAAUGCCGUCGGCUUCCAGCAUCGUCCGGUGACAUGCCGCUCGGCGGUGGAUGGCCAAGAGCUGCCGGAGGCCGCAUGUGGAGGUUUACAUAAGCCACGCCAUUGGCACCGCUGCGAUUGUGGAGUUACUUUGUGCCAUGAACUCCCAGAUCAUGCUCGACUAUUGCUGGGUAGUCUUCAUGAAGAACUUGGAGCUCUCGGAAGCAGCCGAGAUGUUCGCUUCGCCUUCCUUGGCUGCCUCGGUGGUGCUGACAGACCUGAAGGGGAGGCCACUCCAGGCCAGUUGCGCGAUGAGGCUUGCCUUGGCUGGACCGAAGAAGCCAAGUGUCGCUUGGGCCUUCCAUUUUACCGAUGGACGUCCUCCGACAUGGCAAUACCUCCUCACAUGUGCUUCAGGUUCUGUGCACAGAGAGGCUUAGACCUCUUUGGAAUCCUGGGUGGUGAAUGCCGCUGCGGAGCCUCUGUGUUGAACGAGGACGUUUGGCAUUGGGAGACUCCCCAGCCAGGCUUAACCUUGCCCUGGAGUGAGCUGGAGAAAUGCAGCGAGACCUCUGCUCGUGCCUAUCGCUACACCGGUCACUUUGAGGAUGGCUCCAUCUCAGCAGCACUGAUCUCCAUGUCACAGGAUGAUGUGGCCUACGUGGACUCUGUGGCGAAGGGGCAGAAGAUCUCUGCCGAGGAAGAGGAAGAUGUGGUCAAAGUUACCCAGGCCGAGAUCGACCCCGAGAUCAUGAUCGACCCCAAACCGCCAGCGCCCGCACUUCUGCAGGGCCGAAGUGGUCGAAAUGAGUGCCCGGUGAGCGGGACUUGCCCGUGCGGAAAUCCGGAAUAUCCAUGCUACGCCUACUAUACAGCAGGUGGAUUUUGCGCCUGUUUCAAGAUCAACGGCGAUACCACUCCUGAGAACUGCGCUGGGUUUGGGGGCACCUUCUGCGGUGAGACGACGACCACCACGACCACCACAACAACCACCACAACCUACACAGGGCCUCCGACCACUGCGACGACCACCACCACUGCUGAAGGUCCACCAGACGGGAUUGGCUGGAGCCGUUCCGGACCACAGAGCAGUGGGGGAACUCGUUGGCCCUCACGGAGUAGUGAGAAUCCUGGAUCUGGUGCAGAUGUGUGGCAGGAGUAUGUGGAGAUCAGGUACACCUUCGAAUCUGGCCUGGACAGCACCCGGAAGAAUGCCUUGCGGCAAGCGGUGGAGAUCUGGAGAGACGCCACAUGCAUCAACUUCAUCGAGGAAUCGAGCCCGGCGAGGCCGUAUGUGACGGUGGGCAAUUUCGACAGUGGCAGCUGCUAUGCGACUUUGGGGUAUUAUGGCACGAACACCAACUAUAGAGUCAAUCUUGGAUGGUGCAAUGGUGAACGUCAUAUUGGCAGCAUGGUCCAUGAACUGGGGCACAUUUUGGGGAUGAGCCACGAGCAGCAGAGACCCGAUGGACCAGAAACCUUCUACGGUAAAGGGCCGCAUUUGACUGUCUUCUGGGACAACAUUGAUCAGUCCUGGUGGUCCCAAUACGAGCCGAACGACCGGGUCUAUACGGGCUCAAAGAACGAUGGCACUGGCGAUCCUCAUGUGGGCUAUGCUGACUAUGACUUCGAAAGUAUCAUGCACUACGGUGGUGGUUCAGCCUUCGACACAAUUCCGACAAGCAAAGAGUCGCUGGUGGGAAACCGCAACCAACUAUCCACAGGCGAUAUCUCGCAGAUCUUAGACCUCUACCAGUGUAAGUCGACAGACACAACGACCACUACCACCACCACUACGACCACCACAACGACCACCACGACUACAACCACCACAACUACAACCACCACAACUACAACAACUACCACAACUACCACUACAACCACCACAACGACAACUACAACGACCACGACAACGACCAUGACAACGACCACCACCGCCACCAGCACCACCACCAGUGGAAGUGCAUUUGCGCCCAUCAGUGGUGACGGCUCAAACCAAGUUUGCCGUGGUGAGAGCAUCACCGACAACCGGGCUGAGUACUUUACCGCGCAGCAUAUGGUGGCAACUCUUGAAGACUGCAAGUCGCUCUGUGCCAACUUCCAGGGAUGUGUUGGUAUCGAGUACAACGCUGGAGGUCAACGAUGCGAAAUCUGGACCCGACCAGAAGGCAUUGAGGUCACCAAGGAAGCUGCAGGCUACGUGUGCUUAAAGUACCUGCCAAAUGCCCCCACCACAACCAGCAUCAACCAAGCGCUCUUCCAACCCUUGUCCGGUGAUGGCACUGGACAAGUGUGUCGAGGCGAAGGGCCAGGUGACAACCUUCCGGAGUACUUCACGGUGAAGUACAACAUCCCCAGCUUGGAGGGAUGCCAGGCCGAAUGCGUGGCGGUUGCGGACUGCAAGGGCAUCGAGUACAAUGCAGGUGGAAGUCGAUGUGAAAUCUGGAUUCGUCCAGAGGGAAUUGGCUCGACCUUUCCUCUCGAUGGCUACACUUGCUUGGCCUACACACCAAAUCUACCCACCACCACAAGCACCACAUCAACACUCAACCCUGCACUUUUCCAGCCUGUGAUGGGAGAUGGAACAGAUCAGGUGUGCCGCGGUGUGAAUGCUGGUGACAAUGCAGAUACUUACUUCACGGUGACCAGCGCUGCCUCCCUGGAAGCAUGCAAAGUUGCAUGUGUGGGAUCGUCUAGCUGCAAAGGGAUUGAAUAUCAUGUCAGCGGCCGCUGCGAAAUCUGGACAAGGCCAGAAGGAAUUGGGACUACAAUGACUCUGGCAGACUACACGUGCCUGAGAUACGUGCCUGGUGCAAGCGAUCAGUGAUGCUCUCUAAAUUCAGGACUGUCCAUCCACGCUCCUCGUGAGUGGAUCCACUCGGCCGGCCCCUGAAAUCUGGGGCUCAAUGGCCAAAAGGUGAUGCCACGAAAGGAUGCGGAAUGAGCUGGUUUUUGGCCCUGGAACCAGACCUGUGACCAGUGGAAGCCUUGAGAAUUCAGCUUCUUCACACGCUCCCUCUUGCAACCCGUGGCAUCAAACCC